AUGGAAGGUGCACCAAGAGGGCGUGGUAGAGGGCGCGGACGUGGCCGUGGGCGCGGUAGGGGAUUUGUACCCGAAGAGCCUAUUCCACAAGUAGCACCAAAUCGCACAGCCGAGGAAAAGUUUCGCAAGGAAAAACCUCCAACGUUUGAUGGAUUGGGCGAACCUGCGGAUGCCGAGAAAUGGGUUAGGGCAAUAGAACGGAUCUUCAACUACAUCCGUUGUGAUGAUGAGGAGAAAGUGGCAUGUGCAACUUAUCAGUUGGUGGACGAAGCUGACUUUUGGUGGGAGUCAGUAAGGCGGACUAUGACUGACGAACAGUGGGAGAAUUUCACAUGGGAAGAAUUCAAGGCUGAAUUGUAUGAGAAAUAUAUACCAGGAUGUUACCGACAGAAGAAACAGAAUGAGUUUUGGAAUCUGAGACAGAAAACGGGAACUGUGACUGAGUACGACAGGGCCUUCAAUCAGCUAUCAAGAUAUGCUCCGACGUUGGUGGACAGUGAUGAGAAACGCGCAGAGAAGUUCAGAAACGGACUGCGUCACGAGAUAGCGAUUUCUCUAGCAAGUCAAGGGGGUCUCACAUACGCGCAGACAUUGAGCAGAGCCCUCACUAUUGAGUCAUUGUUGCCAAGGGAAAAAGGAAAAUCCCCCGAACAGUCUGGAUUUGUACCAUCUCAAGAUGGUAGUAAGGGAAAGCGAAAAUGGAAUGAAGGAACUGGUGGAAACAUUGGAAAUGGGAAGAAACCAUGGGUGGCGAAUCAAAAUCGGAACCAACAUCAGAAUCCACAACCUCAAGCAAUGGAAUGA
Salvia miltiorrhiza (redroot sage) is the source of this 804-nucleotide messenger RNA. RefSeq lists its product as uncharacterized. The transcript has 2 exons. The record is from RefSeq and is a predicted model, not a curated record. Bases 1 to 804 code for a protein of 267 amino acids. NCBI's taxonomy places the organism in Eukaryota, Viridiplantae, Streptophyta, Magnoliopsida, Lamiales, Lamiaceae.